AUGCAGCCUACACUAGCUCCAGCGCCGCAUCCAAGCAUGCAAACAUCUGCUCAGGACCAUGCUGAUCAAGUACUUCACGAUCAGCUUCUAGCUGCCCACCAGCACUUAUCGCUCCCGCAACAAGGGCGUCCACAGCCCUCGACUGCGCAACACCACCUGCAACCGAACACUACAAGUCCCCGAGACCAGAAUAAUAUCGACCCGGCCAUUUCGGGGGCGACUAUGCUGAGUGGGCCACCCCAGACCCCUACUCAGCAGGAUGCGACCGGCCAGGAUACUCCGAAAACCUAUGGCAAACGCCCAUUGUCCACCUCCAAGCGUGCGGCCCAGAACCGUGCUGCUCAAAGAGCCUUCCGUCAGCGCAAAGAGAGUUAUAUCCGUAAACUGGAGGAGCAAGUUAAGGAAUUCGACGCGAUGUCGCAGGAAUCCAAAGCCCUACAGGCCGAGAACUAUCAGCUCCGCGAAUACAUUAUCAACCUACAGUCUCGACUCCUAGACUCGCAGGGUGAGGUCCCCGAGCUGCCGGGAAAUAUUGAUCUGAGCCAGCCACGGGCGGAAAUCCCUGUGCCCCAGUCUGCCGCAGGCGCUGUUGGGGGACCUGCUGCUCCUGGAGCUCCAAACGCCCAGGCCGCUCAAAGCCAGGUCUCUGCCUCCAAUGACGAUAUGAACUCAUUGAAUCGGAUAGCCGUCGCCGGUCUUGGAAUGCGUAAGCAUCCCAAUGAAGAGGCGAGCUACCUGGGGAACACCUUCCAGCCUCGUCGUGGGCGGAAUGACGAUGGCCAGGCAGAUCCUUCAAACACCAAAACAGAGCCUACUCAUGGGCUGCCUCUAGUGUCAUAA
Messenger RNA from Aspergillus ochraceoroseus IBT 24754, 840 nucleotides. RefSeq lists its product as uncharacterized. The transcript is spliced from 4 exons. Gene Ontology annotation, molecular function: transcription cis-regulatory region binding; DNA-binding transcription activator activity, RNA polymerase II-specific. The record is from RefSeq and is a predicted model, not a curated record. Lineage: Eukaryota; Fungi; Ascomycota; Eurotiomycetes; Eurotiales; Aspergillaceae. Gene Ontology annotation, cellular component: RNA polymerase II transcription regulator complex. Bases 1 to 840 code for a protein of 279 amino acids.